AUGGUCGGUACUAAGAAAUUCAUCAACAUGGCCAAGAGAUGGCAGAAGUUCGCAGCCAAGAAGAGGAAGAGAAUUUCAUUUCCGAGAAAUUACAGUGAUGCAGAUAAUUGUAGUACAUUCUCAUCCUCUAGAGUUGAAAAGGGUCAUUUUGUAGUAUAUACAGCUGAUCAAGCACGGUUUGUCAUUCCGUUGGCUUACCUUGAAAAUGAGGCCAUUGCGCAACUUUUAAACAUGUCUGAAGAAGAGUUUGGGCUACCGAGUGGUUGCCCUAUUACAUUACCCUGUGAUUCAGGCUUCAUGAACUACAUCAUUUCACUAAUCAAGAAAGGUGUUGCUGCUGGAGAUCUUCAGAAGGCAUUGCUCCUCUCAAUUCCUUCAUGUUGCAGUUCAACUUUCUCUUUGCACCAAGAAAGUGGAACUCAGCAGCUGCUUGUUUAUUGAGUCAUGAAAUGAUCAUGUUUUGUAAAUGAUAGCUCAAUAUAGAUAGUGUAGCACUUGAACAAUAGGAAACUGAAAUCUUGUAAUAUUACAGAGGGAAUAGAGUUUUAUCUUGAAAUCAACAUUCAAUUUCAUA
Messenger RNA from Solanum dulcamara, 574 nucleotides. Its product is annotated as auxin-responsive protein SAUR68-like. Gene Ontology annotation, biological process: response to auxin. The coding region runs from base 1 to 441 and encodes 146 amino acids. Lineage: Eukaryota; Viridiplantae; Streptophyta; Magnoliopsida; Solanales; Solanaceae. The record is from RefSeq and is a predicted model, not a curated record. The transcript has a single exon.